This is a messenger RNA of Macadamia integrifolia, 3310 nucleotides long. RefSeq names its product GTPase Der. Gene Ontology annotation, molecular function: GTP binding. Bases 526 to 2472 code for a protein of 648 amino acids. The record is from RefSeq and is a predicted model, not a curated record. The transcript has 10 exons. NCBI's taxonomy places the organism in Eukaryota, Viridiplantae, Streptophyta, Magnoliopsida, Proteales, Proteaceae.
CUUCUUCUUCUCCUUCGCUCUCCUCUAAACAAACGGGGCCUCCCGUGUUCUUCACAGGUUUACUGUGGAAACCCAUCUCCCGUUAACAUAUUGCAUUCUUCUUCUUCUCCCGCUCUCCCUCUCUCUGAUGAUCUUCCCACCGUAAGUGGCAAUCUCUAGGCAUCAUUCUCUAGCUAGCCUACCAGCAAAGAAAAAGUCAGACUAAGAAAAGCCUUACUCUUUUCAAAGCUUUACUUGUUGUCAACCCUAAUUCAUGCAUAUCUCUUUUCUGACCACUUCUCCGAACUCAAACUUUGAUUGUGUAUGUGCAAUACCCACAGGAUUUAUCAAGUGAAAUGCCUGAAUAUUGGAAUAUUUCUAGCUAAAAAGCUAUACUACCAAACCUCUACGAACCCAAUUUGAGUAUUCUCAUCUUUUAUCUCGUCAAUAAAUCAUCCUGCCUUUCAACCCUUCAGCACGUCUCAUAAAGUAUCAAACCAGCAGUUAGAGCAUUUCAAUCCCAUCAAGGAAGGAAAAGUUUCAAGGAUGCACAGGUUAAAGGGCAUUAUCUACGGUGUCAAUGGGAGGAGAUUAGUGCCACACAGGCUACCUUUCUUCUCUGGAUCAUUAUACUGGGUUUUGCCUCAGAAACAGCCUUAUGGAAUCUCUGAAUUGGUUGGAGAGGAAGCAAAUCCUUGGAAGGGGAGACACUCUGUUCUAAUAUUUCGUGGAUGGUCCUCGUCUUCCUAUUUGGUUGAUGAUAAGGCUGGUGCUAUUAAAGCAGAAAAAGCCAAGGGUAUUCGCAAAAAAUCAGUUGUGGAGUUCAGCAAAGUUGAUGCAGAGCUGCUUCCAACGGUAAUACUUGUUGGGCGUCCAAAUGUAGGCAAGUCGGCACUUUUUAACCGUUUUAUCCGGAGGAGAGAGGCUCUUGUGUACGACACUCCUGAUGACCAUGUUACAAGGGACAUACGUGAAGGCAUUGCAAAACUGGGUGAUUUGCGGUUCAAGGUAUUGGAUUCGGCUGGCUUAGAAAUGGCAGCAUCUUCAGGAAGUAUUCUUGACAGAACUGCAGAAAUGACAGCAAAUGUGCUCGCGAGGUCUCAGUUUGCAAUCUUCUUAAUAGAUGUGAGAGAUGGGCUACAACCACUAGAUUCUGAGGUUGGAAAGUGGCUGCGCAAGCAUGCAUCUAGAAUCAGUACUAUUUUAGUGAUGAACAAAUCUGAGUCCUUUGAUGAUCACGUUGGGUUUCUCACUGCAGCAGCUGGGGAAGCCUACAAAUUAGGAUACGGUGACCCUAUCCCGAUAUCUGCUGAGACUGGAUUGGGCAUGGCAGAACUCUAUGAGGCUCUUAGGCCUCUGCUUGAGGGCUACAUGCUUCAUAAUUUAAGUGAAAAUCAGGACAAUAUCUCCUCUGUGGGCAAGGACUCUAAGUUACCUUUGCAGUUGGCAAUUGUAGGACGACCCAAUGUUGGAAAGUCAACACUGCUGAAUGCACUAUUACAACAAAAUCGUGUUCUGACUGGGCCAGAAGCUGGCUUGACAAGAGACUCAGUUAGAGCUCAUUUUCAAUUUCAAGAAAGGACUAUAUAUUUGGUUGACACUGCAGGUUGGUUACAAAGGACAAAGCGUGAGAAUGGACCUGGCUCCUUGAGCAUUAUGCAAUCAAGAAAAAGUCUUAUUCGGGCUCAUGUGGUUGCUUUGGUUCUUGACGCAGAGGAGGUUGCAAAAGCAAGGAGUAGCAUGAAGCAUGCGGAAGUAGUUAUAGCAAGGCAAGCAAUCGAGGAAGGUCGAGGUUUGGUUGUGAUUGUGAAUAAGAUGGAUCUUUUGAGGGGGAAACAAAAUUCCAAGUUAUAUGAAAAGGUCAUAAAAGCUGUUCCAGAAGAAAUUCAAACACUUAUACCACAGGUUCUUGCAAAUGUUGACCCUGGAACCGUAGAAUUCUCCCCUUCCAAAGAGAACAGUUUUGGGUUGAUGUCUUUUGACCUUCUCAACCAUAUUUGGAUGGACCGUAAUCUCAAGAAAUUGUCCUCCAACUUGAGGCCUCUUCGUCAGGUGACGGGUAUACCUGUUGUCUUUGUUUCAGCUCUGGAGGGAAGGGGUCGUAUAGCAGUCAUGAAUCAGGUUGUCAGUACAUAUGAAAAAUGGUGCUUAAGAUUGUCAACGGCAUGUCUUAACCGUUGGCUACAUAAGGUUAUGAGACGGCAUUCAUGGAAGGAUGAAGCUGCACAACCCAAGAUAAAGUACUUCACACAAGUGAAGGCUCGGCCACCUACUUUUGUUGCCUUCUUGAGUGGAAAGACACAGCUUACAGAUACAGAUAUUAGGUUCUUAACCAAGUCCUUGAAGGAAGAUUUUGAUAUUGGUGGGAUACCCAUCAGGAUCAUGCAGCGAGCUAUCCCAAGGAAAGUGAGAAACAUCGGUCGAAAGAACGGCCAAUCCACUGGGAGGUCGAUGGACAGAAAACUAUCUGAUAAGAGGACCAUACCUGUUUGACGUUAUAUGCAUGCCUGGUCUAUGGUAGGGUAAAAGUUGGUAGAUGGCCAUUUUGAGUAUAUGCUGACUGACCAGCACCAUUCCUGCCAUAUUGCAGCUAGUGCAGUGCCUAUGUUUAUUUGCAUGGGUAGGCUAAAGGUCUAAGCCAUGUGGCAGAAUAAAGUUUUUGAAGAUGGUAGAAAGGUCAAUAGUUUGGGAAGUAUUAACUAUUGUAAAUACAAGAGGAUGCUCAAAGUAAACCGGGGUGGGGGGGCAUAAGUUACGAUGGUCAAAUUUUCAUGUGGCCAAUCCAGAGGUUAUCUAUUAGAUAUUUCACAUGACUCUAAUCAAAUCGAUCUGAUUAUUUAAAGAGAGCUGGCUGUUUUAGGGUGAAAGAGUUGUAGCAGAAAGCAGGGUUCUAAUUGCUCCACCAUCCCCAGGUUCAAUAUUUCCGCUGGUGUUCUCAUUGAUGGCCAAGAGUGUAUGUGAUCAAAGUUUAUAUGUAAUGACUGGAAAAUACACCCCAUGAUUCUUCUCUCUGCUGGUGUAUUUAUUCUGCUGAAGGUGUUUGAUCAUGUCUCUUAGGCUAGCUAAUGCAAGUUGACGAACAAAGAUUAAUUUUAACUUUCUUGAUGCAAGAUAAACCAGAUACCGGCCAUGUCAACAGACACAACAUGGCCUAAUAUGGCCUAAUGUUGAACUGGGCAGCCAGCCUUGCCUGGUGCCAAAAGGCUUUGGCAGCCCUGGUGAGGGUGACUUGACUUAUUCUUUGUUUUUUUAUCCAAUUUUAAAUUUAUUUUCUACUUGUUCGAGUGAGUGGGUAAUUGAUUCUUGAAAUGUUAUAGAAUUCAGUUGUUCA